Molecule: messenger RNA, 1099 nt
Organism: Rhipicephalus sanguineus (brown dog tick)
Lineage: Eukaryota; Metazoa; Arthropoda; Arachnida; Ixodida; Ixodidae
Exons: 2
Coding region: 41-1099 (352 amino acids)
Source: RefSeq, a predicted model, not a curated record
GUUCUGCCAAGAAACGCAGGAUUAUGGCAUAAAGAAGCGGAUGAAGAGGGAUGUCAGCACCCCUGUAUCUUCCAGUCAACAAAAUAGUUCUGCUGCUCAGAAACAAUUGAGCAGCACGCGUGGCUCGGAAAAGCCAAAGAUGUCACGAAGACAGCGAAUCGAGCAGAGGAGGAGACAGAUGUGGGCUAGUUGUGAUUGCGCUAGCAUGAGGGGAUUAUUCAUUGACAUGAGUUAUCCACGAAGCGCCUUAAGCAUAGGACGGAGCGGUAGAAGAGGACGGCGCCGUAAAGUAGGUUGCCGAGUUAUAUGUAUUUUCCUUAUUAACAGAUACAAGCACGACCCGAAGUGGGCCAGCCUUUUUGAAGCUGCUAUCGGCGCUUCGCCAGGGGGCAAUAGAGGUGACAAGAUUAGCAGCAAUCAAACAGGUACCACAACGAGCAGGAUAAGUGCAGUUGGUCCCAAUUCUGGAUCGAGUUUUGUUGGAGUAAAUGGCUCAGGUUCAAUUGGAAGUGGCGGCACAGGAUUGACGAGUAGUCAACCCUCCGGACCACCUCCUGCCGCAGGUGCUCAUAACGGUGCCAGUGUUAUUAACGCUGGUGGCGGGAGCGGUGGAGGCAGUACCACAAGUGAAAAUACCGGUUCUAAGAAUGUUGACUCUGCUAGUACCAGUAUCAAAGGGGGGACAUCGGCUAUUUCAUGGACUAAUGCAGGCGUUAUGACCAUCGGCGCGUCAUUAGGAGGCAAUGGUCAAAAUGGUAGUAGCAGAAACGGCCCUGUUGUCAGUGCCCAGACGCACGCCGCUGGUGGUGGUGAUAUAUCAGCGGGUGGUCUCAGGGUCUCUGGCACUGAAAGUGGUAGCAGUGGUACUAGCAGCGGUGCUACAAUAGGCUCGGAAGGUGGUACCCGCCCUACGAAUGCGGCGGUAAGCAGCACGGGGUCGAGCAGAGCGCCUUCCCAAAUCAUGACAACUUCAGGCAGUAUAAACAGGACAUCUGCUGUAGGAGGAGCUCUCAGCACCAACAGCGGCAACGGCGCCGGGCUAGUUCAAGCCAACAAGGCACACACAGCCCGGAUAUUGGUAGUGUUGGCGGUGGCUUAA